Molecule: messenger RNA, 6218 nt
Organism: Cuscuta epithymum
Lineage: Eukaryota; Viridiplantae; Streptophyta; Magnoliopsida; Solanales; Convolvulaceae
Source: the annotation of a GenBank genome assembly
GUUGGUAUUAGCGAUCUAUAGUUGAAGGUUGUAAACAAGGUAGGCAGUUUGGAGGUCAAUACAUUUCCUUCCUAAAACUUCUUCUCCUUCUUCCCUUCUUUCUGUCUCCAUUUCUUGUUAUGAGUGGUUUCUUUUACUAGCUCAAUCACAAGAAUUGGUAUCAGAGUUGGAGGAGCAUCACUGUGCAGAGCAAUGGUGAUUGGUGACAAUGAAGAAUAAAUAUGUAAUACCCCAAGAAUUUGAGGGGAAAUUUAAAUCUAUGAUCUACAUCGUUAAGAAAGUCCCUAGAUAGUUUAUCGUGUUGAGUUUGGUGUUUUGGACUAAGGAUGAGUCCAAGCGUGCAAGAAAAGGAGCAAAAAUUGAGGAGCUGCACAACAUGUCUGACUUAAAUUUUCUAGAGGAGCUGCAGGUGUGUGCGCACGGUAACACGCACGACCAUGAGUGUAACUGAGACCCGGGCCAUGGUGAUUGGUGACAAUGAAGAAGAAAUAGGUAAUGCCCCAAGAAUUUGAGGGGAAAUUCAAAUCUAUGAUCCACAUCAUUUAGAAGGUCUAUAAAUAGUUUAUCGUGUUGGGUUUGGUGUUUAUGACCAAGGGUGGGUCCAAGCAUGGAAGAAAAGGGGCAAAAAUUGAGAGGCUUCGGGCAUAUGUGUGCCUUAUAAUUUUUGGAGCUACAGGUGUGUGUGUACAGUAACACGCACGACAUGCGCAUGAGUAUGCGUGUGACCGAGACGCGAGGCUAUUUUGGCCCAGUUUGGCCAAAUUUCGAGUUGUCGGUAUAAAUAACCGCUCUCUACAAAUUUCCCUUGGUCUUAAAAUCCUAAGGCCGACUUCCUAUACCAGUUUUCUUCAAGAUAAUCAUUCAUAAUCAAUCCAAAGGCGGAUUUUGAAGUUAAGAAAGCGCUAAUUCGAUUUAUUCUUCUGGUAAGUGCAAUUCUGCCGAUUUCUUCUGUUUUCUUCGAUUUGAAGAAUACCUAAGUCCAAAGGCUAUAAUACUAUAUUUGUGGUAGUUGACCGAUACACCAAAUAUGCCCACUUUGUAGCCUUGAAUCACCCUUUCUCUACCUGUAUGGUAGUUGCAGCUUUUAUCAACAUUGUAUGCAAAUUCUACGGUUUACCCGAAUAUAUCAUAUAUGAUCGAGAUAAGGUAUUUAUAUCAGCCUAUUUAGGAAAUAUCUAUUCAAAUCUUUGGGGAGUACAACAUCAUUUAAGUACGGCCUAUCAUCCAUAGACAGAUGGGCAAAUAGAAGGAUGAACCAAUGCCUAGAAAAUUAUAUUAGAUGCAUGAGUGAAAGGAUUUUUAAGGUUCAGAGCAAAUGGCUUCCCUUGGUUCAUUGGUGGUACAACAAUUGUUAUCACACAACAAUUGGGAUGAGUCAUUUUGAGGCUCUUUUUUUGUUAUAAACCACCCAUGAUGGAGAUAGGAUCAUAUGGAGAGAUGUCAGUUGUGCGGGUCGAAUAUGAAUUGGCUCUUAAAAACUGAAACACAAGCUCCAACUAUCUAAACAUAAGAUGAAACAAUUGGCUGACAUACAUAGGCAGGAGCCAAAGAGAAUGUGCAGUAGGGGAUUGGAUUUAUUUGAAACUCAGGAAGUCCCCUUUAUGAAAACUAAGUCCUAAGUAUUGUGGACCUUUUCGCAUUAUUGAAAAAAUAGGAGCCGUGGCCUACAAAUUGAAACUGCCUACAAAUUGAAACUAACUGAAAGGAGUAAAAUACAUCCAGUUUUCCAUGUGUCCUUAUUAAAAAAAGGUAUGUAUGGCUGAUAGAGUUACCAACAACAUUCCUGCCAUGAAUGAAGAAGGUGACACUUUGUUGGUUCCUGCUAAAAUUUUAGCCAGGACUAUUAAAAGGACAUUGGUGCUACUGUUCAGUUAUUAAUUAGGUGGGAGCAUUUACAGUCAGAUAAAGCUACCUGGGAACACUAUGACAAAAUAAUAAAGUAGUUUCCUAAGGUUAAAGGUUAGGGACAAGCUCCAAAGGAAGGGAUGGGCAAUGUCAAGAUUAAAUAUACUUCAUUUUUUACGACGUGUAAUAAAUAAGAUGGUGACUCCCCAUCAUCUCAUCUAGAAAUGAUCAAAUGAUGGGUUAGAAAUGGUUUGAUAGUUAGUUGUCAAAAUACUAGCGUAUAGUUGAGGGUUGUUUACGGAGAAGGCAACUUUGUUAGGGUUGGUUUGCAAUUGCUUUUAAAAAAGCACUUCUCAACUUCUGACUUUUAAAAAGCACUUAUUUUCCCAAACACUAUAACUUUUAUUUUUCUCGGCUUUCGCGUCAAAAGUGCUUUUACUUUUUCUAUUACACAAAAAGCACUUAUUUUACCAAACACUACCCACUUUUACUUUUCAAAAUCACUUUUUCUCAAACACUAUCAACUUUUAUUUAAUCACUUCUCCCCAUUUCAUUUAAAUAAGCACUUUUUAAAAGCAGAAGCUGUUGCAAACAGACCCUUAGACCGUUCGGCCGGUCUUCCUUUAAGAAGUAGGGUUUACUAUUAUUAUGUUCUAUGUUAAAUGGUUGAAUUCAUUUGCUACGUUCAUUAAUUAAUACUCUCUUCGUCCCAUUUAUAUUGUCCCAGUUCAUAUUUACUUGGUCAACAUAAAUCACUCUUAAUUUCUUACUUUAUAUAUAAAAAACUUAUCAAAUUUGAUUCAGGGUUUUGCGACUUUGUAAAGCUUUAAAUGUAAUUUCUGAAUAUGUAAUUUUUUUCCCUAAAAGUAAUUUGAGUGCGGACAGGGGUCUGUUUACUUUAUUGUCGGUCAAACAUCGUAAACCGUAAAGAGACAAUAUAAAUGGGACGGAGGUAGAAUUUAGAUUAAGAGUUCCUUUGGUGAUUCAUAUUUUCGGCUUAUUAGACUUAUCAUUCAAAUUUUUCGUGGGAUAAGGGUCAAAUUGGACACUAUGAUUACAUGUAAAUCUCAUAUUGGACACUAAGGUUUCAAAUGGACCAAAUUGGAUAAUAUGGUUAUAUGUGUAUCUCAUAUUGGACACUAAAAUUUGAAAUGGGUCAAAUUUAACGUUUUUCUGAUCAUUUUUCACAUUUGAAAGUUAUAAGUAUUCAUUUUUCCCUUUGUUUAUUUUAUGGAAUUUUUCCCUUUGUUUUAUGUACCUAAAAAGUAAAAAUAACUUAAUUCGUGUAUUCAGAUUUAGAAUAUAUAAUUAGAUGUUCCGAUUAAGAAUAUCUAUUACGGAGUAUAAUGUAAUUGAAGUCUUUAAUAUUGUUAAAUCAAUUAACUAACCAUUAUUCCCCAAAGUCCCAUAAAAAUUAUAAGAAUGAAAAGUCCUAAAUAUAUUUUUAACUUGUUAAAUAUUAGAAGUUAUUAAUUAAAUCAAAUUAUAUAUUCUAAAGCCUCAAAUUAAAUAUUCCAAAAUUAUAUACAUAAAUUAAAUUAGUUUAUUAACACAAAAAGGAAAGGAAAAAUUAGACUAACAAUUUUUAUUAAAGGAAGAAGAGAAUCAUAAAUGAGUUUCCAAAAACAAGGAAUUAUGAAACCUUGGUGGUUAAUAUGAGAUUCACAUGUAACUAUAGUGUCCGGUUUGGUCCAUUUGAAACAUUAGUGGCCAGUAUGAGAUUGACAUGUAUCCAUAAUGUCUAAUUCGACCCUUAUCCCAUUUUUUCGCCAAACACAUAACUUUUGAUCUUGUGUGUUGAGUUGGGGUAGUAAUCAAAAUAAUAUUAUGGCUAAAUUGAUUGAAGUUAUUGUAGAGGAUGAUUUUAUCUAUUUUUCAUAUAUUUUUAUUUUAUUUUAUUAAAUAAAUAUAUUUUAAGUAUAAUGAUUUCAUAAUUCAGCAAGAAGAAGUCAGAACUUAAUCAAUUUCAACGGAAUGAGCCCAUCAUCCAAUUUCAGUGUUAGCAACCGGACUUUAACAAUAAAAGUCUGUACAAAACUUGUCAUUUUAAAAACAUAUAUUAAAACUAGCGUUUGAUCGCGCAAGGCGCGAGAAUAUUUGCCCAAUGUUAAAGUCAUACUCUUUUUAUGAGAGAUUAUUAUAUAUGAGAUUGCUAUGAGGAUUUUUAAAUAAUGUAUAUAAUUAUCCUAAACUUUUGAUUAAUUGUUUCAUCAAUUAUAUGUUCAACUCACCAACUACUGCGUGAAAAUUCUGCCUAUAUUUUCUAAAGCUAUGUUAUUUUAUUGAAUUGGCCAAAUAUUUUGGUUUAAUUAUGAAAUAAUUGUAGUGAUAACAAGAUUUUAUAAUGAAUUGUGUCGACCGUGUUAUUGAACACACUAAAUUAUGUGAAUAUUGGGCUAUUAUAUGUAAGUGUAGAUGUUGAGUGUAGAAAUAAAAAAAAUCAAAUUAUCGGUGCUCAACAAGCAAGGAGAUAUCUAGUAUAGGACUGGUUGGGAGAUAAAAUUGAUAUAAUAAAAGUAGGGGUUUUGGAACAAGCUCUUAAAUUGUGCGAUUAAGAUGUACUCCAUGUUUUAUAUUUGGGGAAAAGAAUUUAAAUAUCCUAAAUUUUGAAUAUGUGUGAGAUGAGUACCCCAAACUUUCACAUGUAAUAUAUAUACCCCAAACUUUAUAUAAAAAGUUAUGUUAGCAUCAUGAGUAUAUAUCUUAUCACAUAUGUAAUUUUAUGGUGUUAAUUACAUAAUUUAAAAUACACAAAACAUUUAUGAGAAUACAGUUAAAAUUAAAUUGUAAUGGAUGUAAUAUUAUUUAGGGAAAAAAGUAUGGAAAAAGUAUUUGUCGCUGGGCCCGUUUUCAGAUAAGAUCAUGUGUUUCAUUUUUAUCAAAGUGAUUCGUUUUUUUAAAAGGCCCAAAUUUAAAUGCUACACAAGAUCCGAAAAUCUUAAAUAUCGUACACAUGAUCAAAAUUGAUUAGAAAGCAAAGUGAUGCAUCGAAGAGGUCUGAUUAUUACUUUUUAGUAAUGUACUACGUACGUAAUUCACAAGCCAAGCUCAUACGAAGUACUCCAUAUCACUAACUCGAUCAUCAAGUACUCCAUAUUAUUUAACAACUAACGGAGUUAAGGGUAAAAUAGCCACUUAAAAAGUGAGGUUUCAUUUUCUAAAAGUAAUGUACAACUCUCCAAGCUCAAAGUGUGUUGACAUAAAUUAAGGAUACUAACACCUAUUCCCAAUUAUAAUGUUUUUAGAUCUUAAAAAAUGGAUUCAAAGAUAUUGAGGUUUUCCUUAAAUAUUACUACGUACAAAAUUAAAGUCAAUUUUCAAAAUUUGAUUACUUUUACAUACAGACAAAAAUGUGUUUAACCAGGUCAUAUAUUUGGAAAGCAUGAUGUCACUUCCUCAUUUGCAAAGCACUAAACAAAUGUCGUUGUCGGAUAAUCAGGUGCACCUUCCUUUAAGGAGCUUGUAAACAUAAGUGGAUGCUUGUAACAUUAGCAAAAUCUGAAAAGAACUAACAGUACUCUCUCCGUCCCAAAAUAAAUGUCCUUCUUUCCUUUUCGGUCCGUCCCAAAAUAAAUGUCUUGUUUCCUCUUUUGACAAUAAUAUGUGGCUCAUAUCAAUUCAUCCUUUUCUACUCAAAUCUCAACCACAACUUUUACCUUUUCAAUCACUUUCUUAAAACUUGUGCUAACGCAAACAAGACAUUUAUUUCGGGACGGAGGGAGUACGUACUAAUCAUACCAAUCGUACUAAUCAUACCAAUUUGUAGGGCUCUCAAAGUCAUCGCAGGACGACUCAAUAUCUCUCCAACUCGGAAGCGUUUUACAAAUUGAGGACUCCACAUCCAUAUCCAAACUGAUUUUUAAUUAUCAGAUCGAGGCGGCAGCUACUCAAAAAAACCAUGUCUUCUCUUCUGGGAAACAACCCUUGUUGCCAAUGAUCCAGGCUUACUCUGACGCAUUUGAUGAUUUUGACCACUCGGAUGACUCAUUUUUUACAGAUGACUUCUUGGGACAUGCAACUGAGAGCGAUCGCCGUCCUCCUAUUUCGUACCCGGAAGAAAUAAGGAAAUCAAAAUUCAAUACCGCGAUCUGCCACAAAGCGAAUUUCAUAACCUCAGAAAAUUGUCUGCCUACCGACAACCUGAACACACAAUUAAAAAUCUACAGGAAAUCCCAAAAGAAUAAAAGGCGGCAUAGCAUGAAGACCAGAUCACAAUCAAGAGAUUUCCCAUGGGAGUAGCUAUUUUAUCUUUUUUUGUAAUACUUUUGCUCUAUUUUAGCACUUUUAAUUUUUACUUCAUGUAAUUUUAUUCUAUUUUUCAUGUUUCUCUUUGUACUCUUAUUUUAUUUGAAUAAAAUCUCCUUUUCCAAAAA